AUGGCACCUCGCCUUUCAUCAGGCAAAGGCGCAGUCCACUACAGUGGACUCUACGGGAGUGCCUACUUCAUCCACGACGCAGGAUUGGCGACGCCCACGAAGCUUGGAAACGCUACCAAGUCUGCGGUUGCGCAACUGUUGGGUGAUUUAGGUCCGAAACCAGACACUUUGGAAAAGCUGCCGUUGAGGUUCCAUCAUGGAUCACGUCACUUUGCUCACGAAUCGCUACAAUUGCCACGGGUUGACAUUGAUCGGGAUCUGCCCAAGCAGUCAAGCACGUGCCAUGACAUAAGCCUUGCUUCGCUCUGGCUGUCGGGAAACUGGCAGGCCAUAACUCUCGAUGGAAGCCCUGAUGAGCGCUUUGAAAGAGAAUCAAGGGAGAGCGCCCAUGAGCUCCGAGGCACGCUAGAUAAGCUCAAGGAGCACUAA
This is a messenger RNA of Emericellopsis atlantica, 429 nucleotides long. RefSeq lists its product as uncharacterized. Lineage: Eukaryota; Fungi; Ascomycota; Sordariomycetes; Hypocreales; Bionectriaceae. The transcript is spliced from 4 exons. Bases 1 to 429 code for a protein of 142 amino acids. The record is from RefSeq and is a predicted model, not a curated record.